UUGUGACAUAAAUUCCCAAGAAAGACAGAAAAGAGAGUAGAGUGGCGUGGAGACAGACACUCAGUCGCUCCAACAGCCUUGCAUCUCCGUCUGACUAUUGGCCAGGAGGAUUAAAGGGGUGAGCACAGCUGGAGAGGUAAGGGUCACUGAUGCUCAUCUUGGAAGAAAAGAGAACUGUUGACACAUGCAGAGGGAAAAGAUGAAGAGGGUAGUGACAUGGAGAAUCUGUUCAAGAUGGAGCAACUAAAAGCAACUUCUUAAGGAGCUUUUUGAUUAAGGGCUCUUGAACGAGAGAGAUAACCAAGGAUUUUAGGUUCAGAGGACUGCGAGAAGUGAAAGUGUUGCUUUACUGUUGUAGCUGCUUCAUGUUUGACCUGAAGUCCUACAGGGGUACUUUGGUAGGUAUUCAUCACUGAUUAUUUUGAUAUAACUAGAGCUGGAAUUAAUUUCCAAUCAACAGAAAUUUAAUCAGCAACUCUUCUGAUAAUGAAUUCUUUCAGUCACUUUGUCUUACUAGAGAUCCAGCUUCUUAGAUGUGAGGAUUUGAUGCUUUGUCAUUUCUGAUGAACUGAAUAGCUUCAGGUUUUGGAUAGAUAAAAGGAGUAAUAUGAAGAUUUCUCCUCAAGAUCUGGAGUUAUAUAAGGGGCAUUUUUUACUAUUUUCUGACAUGUAUGGACAAAAUUAUUGCCACUCACAGCCAUAAAAAUUAACCUAAUUAUAUUUUACUUUUUUCUAUUCAAGCCUAGAUGUAGCUUUCUGAUCUAAUGAUAAUAAUUUGAAAUAUUUUACUAGUGAAUGCAGGUUAAAUAAUGUAAAUGGUGUGGAUGCAAUUUUCUAUCUGACAAACCUGUCAAAGCAUCUGAAAAACAAUAAUGUGUUCAUGAAUUUCACAUUUUUCUUGUCUGAUUAAAAUAAGGAAUAUAGGUCUCAAGGUCUUUAUGCUUUAUGUUGCUUCUAACAAAGUCUUGAGUGGACUAGCCUGCGUCCAACAUGUUGAUACCGUACUCAACUUUUACUGGACACGCUGUGUGUUCAGUACGGGAUCUUUCUAACUGCAAACCCAAGACUUAAGAGUAAUGUGAGAGCAGGAGAAAUCAACAAUGUGAAUUUUUUUUUUUUUUUUUUUUUUUUUUUUUUUUUUUUUGCAUAAGUGAAAACGGUGAUGAUAAUGUGCAGUGAGAUGAGAGACAAUGCUUUUACUUUACCCAUGACCAGAGAGAAGAAGCAACUCAGUAAAAAUGUGCAAGAUUUAUACAAAUUAUAGGUUUUUACUGUCACAAAUAUUCAGAUAACAGAAACUACCAUGAGUGAAUUCUUGUGGAAAUUAGUGAUUGGGCCAAAUUCAGCUGGUUUAAUCUGUGUUCUGUUGUGUUUCAGGGGCUGCAGGCUGACAGAGAGACACUGUAUGAUAGAGAGAGAGAGAGAGAGAGAGAGAGAGAGAGAGAGUGGGAGACAGCAGACAUGGUCAGAGUGCACUUCACACUGAAAUACACCUAACACAAACAGAUUAAAGCAGAUUAUCAGGGAUUACUUGCAAAAAUUUCAUUUGGAUCCGGGGCUUAUCCAUAAUUUCAUCAAAAAAGUAAUCUCUUGUUUUUGCACCCCCUCCGUCUUCUUUUCUGCUCAGGGUCCAGCAGUGGGAUCGAUAAUGAGCGGCAGGGUCAGGCCUGAGUGUGUUAAUCAGGAAGCAGGAGGACAUUAGCGUAGGUCACAGGACAGCACACAUUACUUAUUCUUCUAUAGCCCCUCCUUGUAAACAGCUGGAGGACUUAUGUGACUUUGGCAGAGUGAUGACUUAUAUCGACUCAAGGAACAUUCGACAGAAUUAAAUGGCACCAUAUGGACACCUUGGUUUUAGUCUUUGUGUGCACCAUUAAAGCAUUUAAUUUCACUUUCUUGACAGGUGAUGAAUUAUGUUCAAGGAUGUUCUCUAUUUCUUCCGUAGUUACACAACUUUUAAUGCUAAACUGUAGUGUUUUUAAAUAAACUUCUGCUUUUUUUUUGGGUUCAGUCCCAAUGAUCUGAUAUGUGCACACAAACGAGUCAAGUCAAGUGUUGAGGUCAGGGGAUGUAUGGCCACAUCAUUCACCCCAGGGAUCAAUAGCAGGAUAUCACAUUAAAGCUGUCUGCGUAACAUACUGUCAUGCUUCCCUACUCUUCUCUCUGAUUGUGAACCAUCACUACCUAAAUCCUCUCUUGUUCAUUUUUUCCUUCCAUCUGUCCUUUCCCACGUGUAUCAACCUUAGAGCAUCUUAUCCUGCCCCCUCUCCUCUCGCUCCCCUCAUCAUCCUCUCUUUUAAUCACACUGACCUUACUGUAUCUCUCCGUCAGCUUUGUUUUUGUCAUCUUUACUCUGUUCUGUUACAUCACAUUUAUCUUUGCUUUCCAUUUAAACCUGGCAGCUCAUCACCUCUUAAAACCACCCCAAAGCAUCUGUCCUUCCCUCCUGGCUCCAUCUGCAUCUCUGUUCGUACCCUCUGUCCUGUUUGUUUUACUUCCACGUGCAGUCUCCCGCUUCUGCUCCCUCUUUGCCUCUCUCUCUCUCUCUCCUCUGCCUCCCCCUUUCUCCUGUGUGGCCAUGCUGGAGCGUAUGUCCCGUCGCUCUCGCUCUCUGCUCUCCCUGACCUUGACCACUCUGGCCCUGGCCCUCUCCAUCCUGGCUCUCUGCACCUCCUACUGGUGCGAGGGCACCCACAAGGUGGUGAAGCCCCUCUGCCUGUCACCUGUCAAAAUGAAGAACUGUGGUCAGAACAACAGCGAGCCUUACACCACAGAGAGUCCCACUCAGAACCCUUUCAACCGCACACUGUCCCCGGCCAGGAGAGAGGAACUGGCCAAGAUCAGACAGAGGCAGCUGGCCAACGCAGUGCACUACAUCUGGGAGACAGGGGAAGACAAGUUUGCUUUCAGAUACUUCCACACAGGCUUCUGGGAAAGCUGUGAGAAACACAGCGAUGGUGAAAAAUGCCGCAGCUUUAUAGACUUAACUCCAGGAGAAACACAAGGCGUGCUCUGGCUGUCAGUGAUUUCAGAGUUCACAUACAUUGGCCUGCUGGGGAUGGGCUUCUUACUGAUGUGGCUGGAAGUAUUGUGCUCUCAUAAAGAGAUGCACUCGCUAAAAAUCAAUGCCUAUGCAGCUAUCUGUACUGUGCUAUCAGGUCUUCUUGGGAUGGUAGCCCAUAUGAUGUACACUACAGUUUUUCAGAUGACUGUCAUCGUGGGCCCCAAAGACUGGAGGCCUCAGUCCUGGGACUACGGCUGGUCGUUUGCUCUGGCCUGGGUGUCCUUCAGUUGCUGUAUGGGGGCAGCUGUGGUCACACUCAACUCCUACACAAAGACCAUCAUUGAGCUCCGUCGCAGACAGAGGCUCCGACUGGAGGAAGCCAGAGCCGCCACUCACGCCCCAUCCUACGAUGAGGUCGUCCCAGGAGGCGGGCUGUACUCGGUCAGCGGCCUGUUGCAGUGUCCCGACGGCAUGAUUGACGUGGCUUGGGCACCGAAUGGCGGCGUGGUUGGAAUGGGAAAUGGGGAUGUACCGACACUGGUUUUGGUAGGAGGCUGCGGGCCGGAGGGAUGUGAAGACUGUGAGAGAGAGAUGGAUGAGAUGGAGGGGACCAUGGACCGAGUCGAUUCACCUUGUUGAAAUGGAGAGACACUUUCACCGCGCCGGAGAGGGAUCGUUGCUAUUGAGCUAACAGAUCUUGUUUUUCUUUUCUUCCACUUUGACUUUUAAUGAACUUGGGAUAUACCAACCAGGUUGAAAGGCCAAUGCAAUCAAGACAUACCAAAAUGUAAAGACAACAUUGUAUGUAUAGGUCACUCUAACAUGCAGAAGUGCAUGUUUUCUGGGUAUCUCUCAGUGCCUCAGGGUAGGGAAGCAUAUUUGUCUCAACAUGUGCGUGCAUAUAAAUGUUUAUAAUAUUUUAUUGUUUGUUUAUUAACUUGCGAUAUAUCAGAAUGACAGUCAUCUCAAUCAUCAUUUCAUUGCAUAAACAGAGUGGAUGUUUCUUUUCCCGCUGGUACCCAACAGAACAACCUGUCCUUUAAGAGUAAAUAUACAGUAUAUUCUCAUUUAUCAGAGUUGGACACUGAGCAUGUUUCAUCACUCAAAGUCUUGUCAAACUUUUGACAGAUACAGCAUUUCAAUUCAGUGCAUGAACACUACUAGCUACAACGCGCUCGGCCUCUCUGCAGAUGCACAGACAAACCCAUAAGACAGACACAUAGAGAUAGAAAGAUUACAGAGAUUUUGAAAAGUCUGCUCUCUGAUGUUGAACAGAAGAUUAUGUGUAAACCAGUAAUCCCGAGUUGGAUGGAAAAGAAGGAGGAACAGAGUAAGGAGAGAUGGAAGGCAUGUGAAGGGAUGGAGAUGGAGAGGGGUGGAGGGGGGAGGAGGGGGGAGGAGGGGGAGGGGGAGCAGGUUGCGGGGGUCAGAAUGAAAGUUGGAAAGAAACGCAGGCACGCACAUCGCACAUCUGCACCAUGAAGACACCACUCUUUCAGGGAAAUAAUGGUUUACACAUGAAUAUUACCCACUAUGUUGCUCUUAAAAUCAUAUAGGACAUGAUUUCUAAAGUUAAAUAAAUUUACCUUAAGUUUAUGUAGGGUAUAUGUUUGGGAUAAUCCUGGAUUUACUGUCUGGGAUAAAUACAACUGAAAACUUAAGACCUAAAGCUCCAUUUUUGUCAAUCACCACCAUUAUAUUACACAGUAUGUUUCCAGGUCAAAGAAGAAUUUAUCAUUUUCUGGGAAAGAAAAUAAAUUGAUUUUCAAAGCAUGUAUGAGAAAACCUUUAAUUUAUGGUACAUUGAACACUUAUGAGCUACAACCUCCAUUAAUACAUUUAACAUUAUGUAAAAAAACAACAACAACAAACACUUUAACGAGCUAACAAUCUGGUAUGAUAUUAUUAUAUAACUGUGAUUAAGAAUCAGUUUCUUUAGAGCCAUAUCUAUAUCAUAUAUCUUCUUUUUGUCUGUACACGUAUUUAAACAAUAUUCCAUAACUUGCCUCUAAUAGCUUCUAUUUGAUAUAAAUUUAUUGACAAACAUUAGUAAAACAAUGUCACGUAAAGGAGUAUUUACACAGGAAUUUAGUGGAUUCAAGAGAAGGGAGGAGAAAAUGCAGGGAAACGAAGGAAGGAAAGCAAAAGUUUUAAAAGUGUGGAAAGACCCUAAUGAGAGAAAGAAGAGUGGGGGGUGAGAGGGACUGACUUUAUUGUUUGAUUGGUUCAUAGUGGAUAAGACGCAUCGCAUUCUCAUUUUCAAUCACUCCUUUGAUGAACUCUCCCUCAGCCAAUCGUUCUAUAAAGGAGAAAAGAAAGAACAAGAACAUGAUAUAGUGGGAAGUAAACAACACAUAAAGCAAGCAGCGUGGGGUAAACAUGAGGUCGAAUAAUGACUCUGUAUCUUCGCAAAGAAAUCUGGUCUUAUCCCCUGUGUGGGUGUGCUUGUGUGCGUGUGUGACAGUAAACAUGCGAUGCAGUGGAGUCGCUUAAGGUUUCAGGGUCCGUGUGGCUGCUACAUAAUAAAGCUUGCAUUACACAAGUGAUGCUGUAACCUCGGGGGAUGUGCCCCCAGGUGGAUUUAUUGCUUGUAUUAUUGUUAAGCCAAACAGCUGAUUGUAAAAUGUAAUCUUUGUCACAGGAUGUGGGAACAGCUGCUGAGGAAAGGUAGUAGGA
This is a messenger RNA of Lates calcarifer (barramundi perch), 5680 nucleotides long. RefSeq names its product germ cell-specific gene 1-like protein. The record is from RefSeq and is a predicted model, not a curated record. Lineage: Eukaryota; Metazoa; Chordata; Actinopteri; Centropomidae. Gene Ontology annotation, cellular component: plasma membrane. The transcript has 6 exons. Bases 2579 to 3643 code for a protein of 354 amino acids.